UUCUUUUCUUUCUUUUUUUUUGCCCCAGGUCCAGCAAGACUAUGAACCUCUGUUCCAAAUGCUUUGCUGAUUUUCAAAAGAAACAACCAGACGAUGAUUCCGCUCCAAGUACGAGUAACAGCCAAUCAGAUUUGUUUUCUGAAGAGACCACCAGUGACAACAACAAUACCUCGAUAACCACGCCAACUCUUAGUCCCAGCCAGCAGCCGCUUCCGACAGAACUGAAUGUAACUUCACCAAGUAAAGAGGAGUGUGGGCCAUGCACAGAUACAGCUCAUGUCUCGUUAAUCACCCCAACCAAAAGAUCCUGUGGUACAGAUUCACAGUCUGAGAAUGAAGCUUCACCAGUGAAACGGCCACGACUACUGGAGAAUACUGAACGAUCCGAGGAGACCAGCCGAUCUAAACAGAAAAGUCGACGUCGGUGCUUCCAGUGCCAAACCAAACUGGAGCUGGUGCAGCAGGAACUGGGAUCGUGCCGCUGCGGUUACGUGUUCUGUAUGUUACAUCGCCUCCCCGAGCAGCACGACUGUACGUUUGACCACAUGGGCCAUGGCCGAGAGGAAGCCAUCAUGAAAAUGGUGAAACUGGACCGGAAAGUGGGGCGCUCUUGCCAGCGCAUUGGGGAGGGGUGCUCCUGAAGGCCGGCUUGGCCGCCACGAGACGCUGUUCUUAGUUCACUAAUGUUAGCCUUAUUUAGGACAAAGUCAGCCAGACACCUUGUACUGGGCACACGUCAGACUACAGCCAGUCCGUUUCCUUUCCUUAGCCAGCCAUCCUGGUACUGUAGUUUAGGGGUUGAUGGUGGUUGAAAUUGAUUUCUGGCUGGUUACUAAGGUGCCUGCUAGCCAUUGUAUAAAAUUAAAACAUGAAGAAUAUUUUUUUUUGAGCAUGGCUAGUGGAUUUAAAACAACACAUACCUGUCACUGCUGGAGUCAAACUUAUAAAAAGCCUUAAGCGGAAAGUGUUCCAGAUGGAGACUCUGAGUCAGUAGAGGAGGAGACGCUGGUGUGCAAGUCCCCACGAUGCACGGGCUCUGCUGGAAACUCUGGUUAGUGUUCGGCCUUCACCUCUUCACUUACCCUUAGUCCCUGCAGCCACAAUACCUGAUGGCCGCUCGUGCCAGGGCCACAGGAGGCUGCUGCGAUUGGCCCCGUGGCUGGGCUGGGCGGUGGCCUCAGAGCAGGAAUUGGGGGUGGGGGCAGGUUCUUAAGAAAAUUUUUAACCUGACUUGCUAUGAAAAAACUCUCUCAUUACACGAGAAGAGAAACAAUAACCUCACUUUGAAAAUCAGCUCCACUCAAGACUAGUCCACAAACGAGACCCACCUUUUCUACACAGGACCCCUGGUUCCGAGAAGCAGCUGAGGCCACCCUGACCCCACUGGCUAUGGUUUGCCAUUUGCCACGUGCAGGAUCUGGCUGUUGAUCAAAUAAGGCUCAUCGCAGUACAGCAGCUGUGGCCUGCACACUGGCCUCUGCAGCUAGAUUUCUAUAUUGGGAGUUUUUAAAAGAUGUUUCAUAGCCAACAGGAAUCAAUACAAGUGCUGGGGGCUGCCCACAGCUCUGCCCCUUGCAGCAGGAGUCUGCUCAGCGAUGCCUUGGCCUCACCUCCCGUGUCUGUAGCCCAAGGACAACUAGUCCGCCUCCACCACAUAGCAGGCUUCGUCCGGGGACAGUGUAUGUCACAGGGACAGCCGGUUGGUCUGUCUAGAACAGUGGUUCGCGGCCCAGCUCGAGAGAGUCGCUCACGCGCUAGGGGAGCAAGGAGCCGCGUAGCCGCAGGAGCUCAGGCCGGGUGGGGAGGGGUGGAUCUGGGCCUGCUUACCCGUGUUUGGUGAUGCUCUCCUUUCAGGUGGGGUGGGGUGGGCAGACAGGACUGAGAUUCCCUUGAAGUCUGAGCAGGGCUGAGUGGCCCAGAGCCCCAUCUGAUCCAGGUUGGUGAGGGUGGAGGCUCCUGCAGAGGCACUCUGGAUCUGCCCAUACACAGGCUACUGAAAUAGUUUCACUCAGCAGCUUUCUCUUUUACACCACAGCAAACGUUUGUUCAACUGUCUGCAAAUUAACUGUUAAUACCUGCAACUACAAAAGGUUUUUGACCCAAAAUACUGAAAUAGGAAAUCAUGCUCUUCCCAACCUCCUCUCCCACCCCACCCCCACCAGAGUGGAACCCGCUGCAAAAUCUCCAGCCUUAAUUCUUGCUUCAGGACCCAGACCGGUGUCUUGCUCUAGGGCAGCCCAGGGCAGAGGGGCCAGGUCUGCCCGUGUUUACCACUGUUGUCAAGCCACGGCCCUCUGGCCAGUACCUGGCCAUCCUCAGUGAGGCGGCCCGCCUCGGCACCCCCCCCUCCCCAGCUCUCGUCAUGAAGAGGCCACCACGUGCCCUUCCGGCCCUCCUCAGGCCCCACCAGCUGCUGCUACCAGGCAGUGAUGGGAAGCAGGCUGUCUGG
Molecule: messenger RNA, 2449 nt
Organism: Vicugna pacos (alpaca)
Lineage: Eukaryota; Metazoa; Chordata; Mammalia; Artiodactyla; Camelidae
Source: RefSeq, a predicted model, not a curated record